ACACCUUUGCCGUCGCUGUCAAUGCUGCCGGUAGGAGAUAUGUCUAUCAGAUGGUGGAUGAAGCUGAUAAAAAUCAUGGUGCCGAGUCGAGAUGUGAUGAAACCAUUGGCGAAGGGAAAAUGUACGAGCUUCCUGGUGAUGUCAAUUGUCCGGUGGCUUCGUUUGAAAAGUAUCUCAGCAAACUGAAUCCAGGAAUUGACUGCCUAUGGCAGCGACCGCUUGAUAGCUUCGAACUUGAUGGACCAAUUUGGUACUGUAUGGCUCCCUUAGGAAAGGGAAAACUAGCUGGAAUGAUGGGCGAUAUUUCGAACUUGGCACAUUUGUCUAAACGGUACACAAACCAUUGUAUUCGAGCCACAUCAAUAUCCGAACUUGAUAGAAAUGGAAUCGAGGCUCGACACCUGGUACGAGUGUCUGGACACAAAUCUGAAAUGUCUAUUCGUAGCUACUCGAGACGUUUGUGUGACGAAAAACAGCAGCAAAUUUCUGAUACACUGGCUAAAGCCCUGCAGAAAAAGCCAAAUGUGACAAAUAUAAAUCAACAGGCUCCAAUAAAUCAACAUGCCCCAAAUGAAACAGCUACUUCUGGGGUUGACAUUAGCGAUCUUGACUUUCUUGAGGAGAUUUUUCGUGAUGAUAAUGUAUUCAUUGAAUUAGAUACCACUGGGAAGGAGAAUCAUCCCCCAAAUAUGCAGCCACAUGUUAGUGACAAACCCGUUGUCACGUCAGUUAUUUCACAAACUUCCAGAAAG
Molecule: messenger RNA, 752 nt
Organism: Mercenaria mercenaria
Lineage: Eukaryota; Metazoa; Mollusca; Bivalvia; Venerida; Veneridae
Exons: 2
Molecular function (GO): DNA binding
Source: RefSeq, a predicted model, not a curated record